AGAACAGCAACACAUCGGUCUGCCUAUAGCCGAGCGAGCCACAGCGCUGUAAAAUAUCGCAACAAAUAGAGAGUUUGGCUGUAAAUAAUAAAGCGAAAGAGCAGAGGAAGCGACGCAUGGUUCUCCUAACCGACGUCGUGGCUUGAGAGGAGGACAGUAUGUUUACAUGAGGGCUCUUGAGACAGAGCUGACCGUUGAAAGAAUCGCAGUGUCGGGUCGCGUUGAUCGGUGAAGACAUUGCCGAAGAUGCUGAAGAGAUUGGCCGCGCCGGCGUCAUGCAGCAGCUGCCUUCUCGCACUCCUCCUCGCCUUCGUCUCGCCCAGGUGUUCGCUGUCUAUCGGUGCCGACAAAACCAUGGUGAACAAGGAGGAUUAUUAUAGCGCCAUAGUCAACGCCACCGUUCUGGACCAUAAAGGCAACCCUCAACAGAUGGUGACGAAGAAUGACGGGCGCUACGGGCAGAAUUCCCCUAAAACAGAGGCGAAGGGGAUCGUGGUCGCACCUGCUGCUGUUAACGGGGCAGUGGAUUUGCAAGGCUGCUGUCCACACACCCGGUUUAUAGUGCCACCGAAGACCACACACUGGGUGGCCAUUAUGCAGAGAGGAAAGUGCACCUUCAAGGAGAAGAUCCUUAAGGCAGCUGCUUUCAAUGCCUCAGCCGUCAUUAUCUACAAUAACAACACCAAAGAGGACACAGUCACGAUGGCUCAUGAAGGCACUGGAGAUAUAGUUGCAGUAAUGAUCACAGAGUCUUUCGGAAAGGAAAUUCUGGGAUUCCUGGAGAAAAACCAGACCGUGCUGGUGUCCGUGAUCGUGGGUUCAAGAGGGAUGCCCAAAAACAUCAACCGCGGCUCCUUGGUGUUCGUCUCCAUCUCCUUUAUCGUCCUGAUGAUUAUCUCCUCUGCUUGGCUCAUUUUCUACUUUAUCCAGAAGAUCAGAGACACCAGCGCACGCGACCGCAGUCAGCGACGGCUGGGAGAUGCUGCCAAGAAGGCCAUUAGCAAGCUGACUACCAGGACAGUAAAACGAGGGGACAAGGAAACAGAGCCAGAUUUUAAUCAUUGUGCGGUGUGUAUUGAAGGUUAUCAGCUAAAUGAUGUGGUCCGCAUCCUCCCUUGCAAGCACGUCUUUCAUAAAAUGUGUGUGGAUCCAUGGCUAAAUGAGCACUGCACCUGUCCAAUGUGUAAACUCAACAUCCUUAAAGCACUGGGGGUUAUGCCCAACCUGCCAUGCGUGGACAACAUGGCGUUCGACAUGGAUCGGAUGUCCCGCAGUCAGACCUCCAGCCAGAGGACAGCACUAGUGGACCUGUCCUCAGAGACCAGCAUCAGUCUGGAGCCUCUGCGCCACUCCAGUUCCUCCCAGCUUCCCUCCGACGAAGAGCUCAUUCCUCGCUCCGGAGAGAUUAACAUCGCUGUCACCACUGGUCAUUUCUUCAACCGUAACUCUGUGUCUCCGCGCAGCGUCGUCUGUGAGAUGGAGCUUCCAGACAUCCAGGCGUCUCUGGACAUGUACGACGACAACAAAUCCUGAGGACACGCACCUCAACACCUUAAGCCCAUUCCUCCAUCAUCCUCUUCCCAAACCCCAGACUUUGGGGAACAACCUUUCUGAGUGUAAAAUGGAGAAUUGACAGUGAACACACACUGACUCUGGCGAAUAAACUCUACCGCUGUAGAACUUUCAUCGCCUCAAGCGGAUGUGACUGGACUAUUGCACAUCAUCAGCCUCCUUUUACACUUGUUUUUCUCUCUUUGAAAGACGUUUUCAAAAGACAUCGGAUGUUGAAAGUACCUCAUAGUUGGUUCUCUCAGUUCUCUACAAAUGUAGUCUCAACCGUCGUCUCAUGUAUGUAAUUUGCGUUCCAAUAUUGUUCCAGAUGGGGAAAACUCUCUGUUGGACGGUCUUAAAAGCUGGAUGGGAAAACUGAGCCUUUAUUGAAGACUGUCUGCUUUGUAUCUCUGCUUUUUGUAGCUCUAAACGGCGUCUCAGAUGCGAACAAACUCGUCCUUCAUGUGCUCAAAAUGCUGCAGCUUCACGAUUAGUGCUGGUCUGAUAGCACUGGAAAACUCCUCGACAAAUCACCGUUACUUCCUCGUAGAAAUAUACAGUAUUUCUCUGUACAUAGAAUGAAAAUGUUUGAAACAUGUAUUUAAAGAAAAUCCUAUGGAAUACCUAUGGCGAAUACUAAUCAGUUCCAAGCAAGGGGACCUAAUAUACAUAAACAUAUAUGAAUAUAUACAGUAUUUGCAUAUAAUAAUUCAUAUAUCUCUCUCUUUCUCAAGUGGCCUCUUAGCACAGUUUGUCUUUCCUGGAUCUUGUCCGUGCACAAGAGUGUCUGUCUGUUUUUCGUUCUCGUUUUUUGGGGGUGGGUGUCGUGACAUUGUGACCAUUACUGGGCUGCUGAUUCUGCAUCGGGUUUGUUUUUUGUCAUAUAGUUGUGUUCAGGACUGGGCAGGAGCUCUGCUCUGAGUAAACUCAGUGAGUAAAGGCUCUGCUUUAUGUGGGUCAUGAUAACGGGCUACCUAUGUUACAUACUGCCUCAGCAUUAAACUUGUCAGAAUUG
This is a messenger RNA of Danio rerio (zebrafish), 2566 nucleotides long. It is a transcript of the gene rnf130, whose product is annotated as ring finger protein 130. Gene Ontology annotation, cellular component: membrane; cytoplasm. Lineage: Eukaryota; Metazoa; Chordata; Actinopteri; Cypriniformes; Danionidae. Gene Ontology annotation, molecular function: ubiquitin protein ligase activity. The record is from RefSeq and is marked validated.